AUGUCCAUGUCUCUGUUUCUAUUUCUCCUCGUAACGACCAUCGUCGCGGCGACUCGUUGGCCGCUACCUCCUGCCCUUCCAACGCUCGAACUGCGAUAUCCUUCCACCCCGUGGAUCUCACCUGGCGAUACGCUCAAGAGACCAAAAACCCUCCAGCUUCCAUGCAUCGGCACAGAAAACCUCGACAUCACCCGUACCCACCUCCUCCUCUUCAUCGACCUCGAUGUGAUCUGGGGCACGCGCUCAACCACCGUCUUGCACUGGUACCAGCCGGACAUGACAGUGUCCCGGGUCUGUGCGUGCACAGACGAUGGUAUCGACUGGUUGGUCAACGCGACGUCCCCCGGGGCAGAGUAUAUCGCUCCCCAGCCGCCGCCGUUGACCCGUCACCGCUACGUCUACCUGCUCUACGAGCAAGACCCGGAAUAUGUAUUCCCCGAGUGCUUCGGACAUAUAUUCCCUCAGACGAUGGAGGCGAGGGCCGGGUUUGAUAUCCGGCAGUUUGUUCACGCCGCGGGAUUAAGGCCACCAGUCGCUGGCAACUUCUUCUUUGUUGAUAACGAUGAGUCGACGACGAGGACGAUGACAACUACUCCGCCAGGGCGUGAGAUGUCCACGACAACAUGGCUCACGUCUGCCCCGUGCAGGACGGACGAUGUGGAACCCACUCCGUCAGCCUACACCGAACAGUAUGACGGGGUCGAGAACCAGCAGAUUGUGAUAUAA
This is a messenger RNA of Aspergillus clavatus NRRL 1, 726 nucleotides long. RefSeq names its product YbhB/YbcL family Raf kinase inhibitor-like protein. The transcript is spliced from 2 exons. Gene Ontology annotation, molecular function: phospholipid binding; peptidase inhibitor activity. The record is from RefSeq and is a predicted model, not a curated record. Gene Ontology annotation, biological process: regulation of Ras protein signal transduction; regulation of proteolysis. NCBI's taxonomy places the organism in Eukaryota, Fungi, Ascomycota, Eurotiomycetes, Eurotiales, Aspergillaceae. Bases 1 to 726 code for a protein of 241 amino acids.